UAGCACCGGAACAACUGUUGUUUCACGUGUGUGAUGUGCACCCUACAAAAUGUCGGCCGACCUUAGCUUCCCCCCUGCCGUCUCCCUUAACACCAACCAACCAACCACCACUUUUUGGUCUCACUAGCAAAACAUCUUCAGUCGCGUCGGGCGACAUUUUUUGCUGGUUUUUGGGGUUCAUUCUUCGCAUCUCUGUUCUUUUUCUUGUUUAAUUAAGGCGUUCAUCGCUCGAACGAGAAGAGACGGUUCGAUUAGGUCAUCGUUCGCAACACUUACUUGUUGUCAUCACCUUUUGCUCGCGAGAUAUUCCUUGUGUUCUUGACUCGUAACACGUCUCUGAGCACUCUUGGUAAGCACGUGUGGACAAACUGUGUGUCUCUGAACCGUUUUUAUAAACCUUCAGAUUUGUCGAACUGGUUCUGAUUUGGUUUGUUUGUGGAUUCGUCAAUUGAAAUACACAGAAGACAGUAGAUCGUUUUUUCUCUGACUGUGAUUUCAAAUACAACAAGACGAAGCAGUUUUCUUGUACUUGAAAAGUGUUUGAGUCGUUUAUUUUGUUUGUGUAUAUCCACAUAUAACUUUUCUGUUCUAUCAGCUGUUCAUAUUUGCUUGAUAGACUGCCGUGAGCACCCAGUGGUAUAAGAUAUACAUCUUUGGAGUAGAGCACUUGGUUGUACAGUAUGAGUUACAGCAUCCGUUCAAUUCCUCGGCAAGAGCCGGAGCCAGCUGUUCCUUUGGAGCAGGUCGAGGCCGAAACUGAAAAGAAGUAUUUGGGCUUCGUGACGAAGAGAGAGAUUAAGCUUUUGGCCAUUGCAGGUACGGGUUUCUUGCUCGACAGUUAUGACCUUUUCAUCAUCAACCUGGUCUCGCCCAUUCUGUCCUACCUCUACUGGGGUGGUCUCGAAGGCCAUGAGCAUUACCCGUCUGGCAUUCGUGGUGUCGUGAAUGCUGCAACUAACAUCGGUAACAUUUUGGGCCAGCUGUUGUUCGGUUUCUUGGGUGACUUUUUUGGCCGUAAGUUUGUGUAUGGUAAGGAGAUGAUCGUGGUCAUCAUUGCUACCAUCCUCAUUAUUUGCUUGCCCAACAGCAUCAAGAGUCCUACGGGAAAGAUGAUGUGGCUUUUUGCUUUCCGUGUCGUUCUUGGUAUUGGUAUCGGUGGUGAUUAUCCUAUGUCUGCCUCCAUCACGUCCGAACGGUCCCAUCUGAACCGUCGUGGUACACUUCUUUCCUGGAUUUUCUCCAACCAAGGUUGGGGCACGCUUACCGGUUGCGUUGCCACGAUUAUUAUUCUUCUUUGCUACGAGCAUGUUUUGAAUGUUGAAGGCAAGUACCACAAGUUGAAUGGCGUUUGGCGUUUGCAAUUCGGUAUCGCCUUGGUGCCCGCUGUUCUUGUUAUGAUCCCUCGUUUGCGUAUGCAGGAGUCCCAGCAAUUCAAGGACUCGAAGAACGUCAUGGCCAAGGGUGAUGGUGCCGUUGAGAUGGAUGUGAUCAAGGAGGCCAAGGCUAAUAAUUCCUCCAACUCUGCCACAUACUACCAGUCCGAAGACAAUCCCUCCAAGGACAAGUCGCAAGCUGAGGUUGACAUUGAGGCCGCUGCCGCACCUAGUCUGACUGAGAGUGGCCAAGAUGCCGCUUCCAAGGUGAUCCCCACGGAAGGUGAGGACCCCAAGACUGGUUUCCUUGCAUACUUUUCCGAAUGGCGUCACUUCAAGAUUCUGUUUGCCUCUGCCGCCUGUUGGUUCUUGCUUGAUAUCGCUUUCUAUGGCGUUAACCUUAACCAAUCCGUCAUUCUUUCUGAAAUGGGUUUCAGCAAUGGAAAGAACGAGUACCACAAAUUGCAGAAGAACGCUAUUGGUAACUUGAUUAUCGCUGUUGCUGGUUAUAUUCCCGGUUACUGGGUAACUGUUUUCUUUAUUGAGCGUCUUGGUCGCAAGUGGAUUCAAAUUCAGGGUUUCCUGAUUUGUAGUUUGCUUUUCGCUAUCUUGGCUGGAACCUGGAGCACUAUUUCUACCGCUGGUCGUUUCAUCUGUGUCGCCUUGGCCCAAUUCUUUUUCAACUUUGGACCCAACACUACCACUUUCUGUUUCCCUGCUGAAGUCUUCCCCUCGCGUGUGCGUGCUUUCUCGCAUGGUAUUUGUGCUGCCUGUGGUAAAUGUGGUGCUAUCAUCUCUGCUCUACUUUUCAACAAGCUGACUGACGUUAUCGGUUUCGCUAGCGUCCUUUGGAUCUUCUUCGGCUGCAUGAUCGUGGGUGCCCUCAUUACCUUGCUUCUUCCCGAGACUGCAAACCGUGACGCCGACUUGAUUGAUCGUCAAGAAAUCGCAGCAAUGCGCCGGGGUGAAAAGUCUAUUCUUGAUCGUAACGAGAAGUGGGCUUGGUGGAAGCAUGGCAUCUAAUUUAUUUAAUCUUUUAUCCGAAACCCUUCCCCUUUAUUCGUUGUUUUUUGGGACCUGUGAGUCCGUCUUAAAAAAGCCCGUGCUGUGGUUUGCCAUUCGUUCAGUUGUGAAUGUUCUUUUUUUUUGGGAUGUGAAUGUGUUAUGUUCUCAUUCAUUACAUGUCUCACCUACGUCAAUUAUUCCUUCAACUUUUCUCUGCUCGGCGUGUAUCUCUUUGGACUGAACUUUCGUUAUGGACAGUUGAACUGUUCUCCACAUUCUUAGUUUUUGGUCGCUUAGCUUAUGACUGUCGUUUGGAUCACUAGCAUCACUACUACCUUAGGUUUAUUUUCUAUAAAAGUUUUUGUUUCUAUUAGCAUGGUUGGUUUCUCAUAUAAGUUCCUACAAAUGACUUUUACAACACUGUG
Messenger RNA from Schizosaccharomyces japonicus yFS275, 2803 nucleotides. Its product is annotated as inorganic phosphate transporter. Gene Ontology annotation, cellular component: membrane. Gene Ontology annotation, biological process: transmembrane transport. Lineage: Eukaryota; Fungi; Ascomycota; Schizosaccharomycetes; Schizosaccharomycetales; Schizosaccharomycetaceae. Gene Ontology annotation, molecular function: transmembrane transporter activity. Bases 681 to 2396 code for a protein of 571 amino acids. The record is from RefSeq and is a predicted model, not a curated record. The transcript has 2 exons.